This is a messenger RNA of Drosophila miranda, 653 nucleotides long. RefSeq lists its product as uncharacterized. Bases 22 to 417 code for a protein of 131 amino acids. Gene Ontology annotation, biological process: protein folding. NCBI's taxonomy places the organism in Eukaryota, Metazoa, Arthropoda, Insecta, Diptera, Drosophilidae. The record is from RefSeq and is a predicted model, not a curated record. The transcript has 2 exons. Gene Ontology annotation, cellular component: prefoldin complex.
AAAAAAACACAGAUAAAUAAUAUGUCAAAUACAGAAGUGGAUAAAAGCAUCGAGCUGAUCUCCAAGACGGAGGAGCUGGCCGACAAGAUAUUGGCCAACAAGCACGAGCUGACGGUUAUGGACAAACGGCGCCAAGAGACACGCGAGGCAUUGCGCCUCGUGGAGAAGUCGGAGGAGAAGAAGGCCUGGAUCACCAUUGGGAGCAUGCUGGUGAAAAUGCCGAAGGACAAGGCAGUGGAGCUGCUCAAGAAGGACCAGCAGCAGAUCGAAAAGGAGAUAAAUCUGAUUUACUCGGAGCAAAAGGUUCUGGUAAACAAGCAUCGAGACCUGGAGUUCAAGUCGCCAUUUUCGGGCACCAAUAUCAAGGCACUGGACCGACAUGAAUUUAAUGCCCUGAAAGCGAAUCUUCACUUGUAAUUUUAAGAAAUAAAUUAGGUACAGAUAGAAACAUUUUAAAGUGUGUUUAGCACUGAGAGAAAAAACAAGACCAAACCAAAAAAACCAAAUUCGAUUUUGUCGAAAGAGCAGAGCUCAUUCUAUUCUUUUAACUUUAGAUUUGUUUGACCAAAAAGCCUAGCACUUGAGUACUGAUCUGAAUCAAAAAAAAUUUUUAGAAAGAUAGCUUCGGAAUGUUGGAUAAACCAUUCGCAAUC